GCAUAAAUUCGGACGGUCGAAAGACGGAAAGACAUGGGACGCAGGGCAGCGGUCGUCGUGUUGGGUGAUAUAGGGCGAUGCCCACGAAUGCAGUAUCAUGCCCUUUCUCUUUCGAGACAGGCUGAAAUGGAGGUUGACAUAGUUGCCUUUUCAGGCACCGAGCCGCAUAUGGCAGUCUUGGAGAAUCCUCACAUUCAUCUGCAUUUGAUGAAAACGCCAUUUCCAGCAGGUUUACCCAGACUUCUGUAUUUGCUAUUGUUGCCCGUCAAAGUAAUCGUACAAUUCAUUACUCUGCUAUGGGUUCUCUUGAGGCAAAUACCAGCACCGGAUGUUUUCCUGGUACAGAAUCCUCCAUCGAUUCCUACUUUAAUAGUCGUCAAGUGGGCAUGCUGGAUACGCAAAGCCGGUUUCAUCAUCGACUGGCAUAAUUUUGGCUACACCCUGUUGGGUUUGAACCUUGGAUCCAGCCAUCCAGUAGUGCAAAUUCACUUUUGGUUUGAACAGCGCUAUGGGAAGAUGGCCGAUGGAUUUUUAUGUGUCACGAAAGCCAUGCAGCAUGAGCUUGCUCAAAAUUGGGGCAUAAAGGCCACGGUAUUAUAUGAUCGCUCUCCUGAGUUUUUCCGCCCAAUCACUCUGCAGGAGAAACACGAGGUUUUUAAACGGCUUUACAGACAGUUGACAACACCAUUGGGAAGUAAAGAUUGUUGUAGUGAUGAUUCUCCCGAAGGCUCUAGGUAUAUGGAUAUAUUGUACGACUCGGCCCCAAGUAAGGGGGACGCAACUGGUGAAACUAGAAGCCUACUCCAAGGAGAUUAUGUAUUGCCAAAUGUCCACCAUACGAUCUUGACGAGCCAUACCAUGGUGGAGGGCAGUGAAGGAGACACAUCGGAGAUAAUGGAGGGUGAUAUGUAUUCUUACCGUGAUGGCCGACCAGCGGUAAUUGUGAGCAGCACGAGCUGGACAGCAGAUGAGGAUUUCAACAUCUUGUUGGAAGCCGCACUUAUGUAUGACCGUCGUGUUUCGGUCCUUCUAGGAGAAAACGACUCGGUUCUUGAGAAGGAUUACACAGAUGACCAACUAAAACCAGUGCCAGGCAGUCUAUUUCCGAGACUGCUGAUUAUCGUCACAGGUAAAGGGCCAAUGCGAGCACUCUACGAAGACCAGAUUCGGAAGUUACGCCUUCGACGCGUUGCAUUUCGUACCAUGUGGGUUUCUGCAGAAGACUAUCCACUCCUUCUUGGAUCAGCUGAUCUCGGCGUUUCUCUUCAUACAUCUUCAUCUGGGUUGGAUCUUCCUAUGAAGGUUGUUGACAUGUUUGGCUGUGGACUUCCCGUUUGCGCCGCUUCUUACUCAUGUAUUGAUGAAUUGGUAAAAGAUCGUCACAAUGGUCUUUUAUUUUCAUCGUCUUCAGAGCUUGCAGAUCAGUUGCUGGAUCUGUUUAAAGGGUUUCCGAACUCAUGCCAUCUUCUCAGCUCACUUAAAGAAGGAGCUCAAGCAUCUGGGUCUUCAGCGCGGUGGAGUGAUGAGUGGGCUGAGCAUGUCCUCCCCAUGAUAACAAAGGUGGCAGAGAUGCAUCACUAAAGCCAUGACGUCUUUGCACAAUGAUUGUAUUUUAAUGUACGAGGUUUUAUUAAAAUUAUUAUUUAAAAGAUCUCGCUGCGUUUACAUGUGAAGUGCUGAUCGUAUUUCAUUGUAAGAAUACGAUAGUCCUCAAAAAAAUUGGUACUUGUCUUUAAGCUCCCCCAAUGAAUACAUGUCAGCUGAGAAUGAUAUUGAAUGUCC
Molecule: messenger RNA, 1782 nt
Organism: Marchantia polymorpha subsp. ruderalis
Lineage: Eukaryota; Viridiplantae; Streptophyta; Marchantiopsida; Marchantiales; Marchantiaceae
Source: the annotation of a GenBank genome assembly